AUGAAGAGGAGACCCGUUUCAAACACAGGUCUUCAAAAUAUGCCAGCAAUGCAAAUUGCUAGUGAAAUUCCUCAGGUUCAAAAUAUUCAGAGUGUUAAUAAGUCUUUGCCAUCAAAUAAUUCUCAAAAUGUAAAUUCAUUAGCAUCAACUACAGAAAACACAGCAAAAAAUACAAAAUUUUCUGCUUCAAAAGUUGUGCCAUUCUUGAAACCAAAAGAAAUUGCACAAAAAGAAGAAAAUCAAAAUUAUUCAUAUUCAGAUUCUUAUUAUUCGGACUAUUCAAGUUACUCAGAAGAUGAGAAUAGCGAUUCAUCCUUAAUGGAUUUAGUAUUUCUUUUCCAAGGUUUAUCAAUGAAGAUUUCAAAAAGAAAUAAUGAAGAAGAAAUCAAUAAAUUAGAAAUAGAUUUACAAAAUGAGCAUAAGAAAUAUGCACAGCUGAACUCAGAACUAUUAGAAGGUCAAAAAUCGCUUGAAGAAGUAAUUUUACAACAAAAACUUUUUUUCACAGAACUAUUCGAUUUCUUUGCUAAUGCCCCAGCAGAUUUGGACGAGGUUGAAGACGAAUUCCUUGAUCCAAGUGGAGUUCUUGAGAGGCUACGAACUUUAAGAAAAUUAGAUCCUAUUCAAUACAAGCAAUCCGGCUUAUCCAAAAGUGUUUCGAGUAUACUAUCCAACUUCGCUGAAAUUGAAGUACUUAGAUGGGAUUUUAUCUCAAGAUUACCUUUAAUAGAUAUGAAAUGGAUUCGUGCUGGUUGGUUUUGGGGUUCAGAGGAUGGAAACAGUGAUUUAGUACCAGAUAUUAUGGAUAAUUUAAUUCCAAUAUUCGUAGAUAAGUUGAAUUCUUCAAAUCUUUCAUGUGAAUCUGAUUUUAUUGCUGCAUAUGUUCAUUGCCUUGAAAUCACUGAUUAUUCAAACAAUUACCAAAUUGCAGAAACUCAACUUAAAGGAGCAUUUCAAAGAAAAUUAGUUGAUUCUGUCAAUAGAAAGAUCAUCAACAAGAAACAAUAUGAAUCAAUUAUGGAUUCAUGCAAAUCUUAUGGAUCUUUGAAGCAUUCCCAAGUUUAA
Trichomonas vaginalis G3 is the source of this 1065-nucleotide messenger RNA. Its product is annotated as PAX3- and PAX7-binding protein family. NCBI's taxonomy places the organism in Eukaryota, Parabasalia, Trichomonadida, Trichomonadidae. The coding region runs from base 1 to 1065 and encodes 354 amino acids. The transcript has a single exon. The record is from RefSeq and is a predicted model, not a curated record.